Messenger RNA from Menidia menidia (Atlantic silverside), 2525 nucleotides. The record is from the annotation of a GenBank genome assembly. Lineage: Eukaryota; Metazoa; Chordata; Actinopteri; Atheriniformes; Atherinopsidae.
GUGACGUUUACGUACGACCACGUACGACGUAGGCUUCAGCCAAUGAUCUGCUUCUAUACACGGAAACAACCAGCAAAGAGGGAAGUUCAGUUUGUUUAUUUAGCCGAUGUAACAACUUGUUUUCCGUAUAAAAGAUAUGGGAAAAUUAAUGAGUGUACGUCACUAAUGUGAAACUAACAAUGUCAGGUCGAUGACUUCACGUUCACUUUGAAGUGCAUGUAAAUUUCCCUGAUAAUCAGCAAAAUGACUGAUCUGGAAUCAGUGAGCAACCUCCAGCAAACAGCCGAGUCGAAUGUCCUGGUGAAUGUCCAGGAGAUGCAGUUUCUCUUGGACAAAGCAGUGGCAUGGGGCCAGGCCGACAGUCCAGACACUCUAAAAGAUACCUGCCUGCACUUGAACAGACUGGAAAAUUUCCUCCAGCAACUUCUCACCUACAUCAACAGUAUGAAAUCCACAGCAGAAACCAUGAAGAAGCUGCCCUUUCUUGGCCAGUUUUUAGGCCGGCUGUGCUGGAACCCUUGUGUCACUGCAGGAGGUACAAGUCGAGGGCUUCUCCUCCAGUGUCUGUUGGGACUGUACUCGGAGCAUCCAAGCAAUGCUGUAGAAAGAAAAGCAAACCAAUGGAUACGGAAGGUGUUGUGUCAGCUCGCCACAGAUGAAGAUGAUGCUGCAGCUCAAGCAUUUAUGAGGCGCAUGGGAGUACCGGCUAAAGAGUACCAUCUCAGAGUACUGCAAAAAAUGGUCGCACAGCUGCAGGAAAAUAUUGGACAGAGUUGCUGCUCUCAAAGCUCCAUAGAUCAGAGGUGUUCAUGUGAUAGCACCCUGGCCACAUCAGACCUUGUCGUCCCCCUCGUCACUUGUCCCGAGACUUUUCCUCUCAUCUGUUCUUUGCUUCAACAGCCAGUGGCCUGUGUCAGAGAAACUCUGAGUGAAAACUUCCUUGAUACCUUGAGCUUUGCUCACUCAAGAUUGCCACUGGAAGAGCAGGGCAGAAUCUCUGUGUGGUAUCACAGCCUGCCCAGCCUGGAGGAGGCUGUGCUCGGACUUCUUGACUCUGUAACUGAAACACGACCAUCACUACUGAAGCUUGAACAAGAAGUAACAAAGUCACUGCUUCCCAAAGCUUGUGCUCAGCAUUGCUCAAUGUUUCUGGUUGCAAAUGACAUCUUCAGGUCUGUUAUCAAGCAGGCUGAGGGAAACCAGUCUGUUAAAUCUGUUAUCCAUACCUUCACAAGGUGUUUCUGGAGGGAACUGUCUCUACUGAAGCCUCAAACGUCUGCAUCUUUAAAGGCCUUUUUCCCACAGUCGCCCCCCAGUCUGCUGAUUCCCCUCUUGACCAUGCCGUCAGAGAUGCCUCGGGAAGCUUGGAAAAAUCACUCAAAGUGGCUCAGCAGCUCAUUACAGAAACUGACAGAGGAGGAGGAGGGAGAUGGAGACAGCACAAGCACCAGGGGGCACCACAGCGUGUUUGAGGCCUGGUUCCUGCUGGUUCAGUGUGAGCACUGGGUGCAGGUGGCAGCCCAGCUUCUGGUUACAUCUGGACCCGAGGACUGCCGUCCCCUCCUGUGGCUGCUGACCUUCUACCACCACCCUACCAACAGGUGGCACCACAGAGCUUCACAGCUGGAAAAAGCCAAAGCGGCAUGGGACCAUCUGCACGCUAUUUCCUCCGACUUAAAUGAUCCUCUUCCUGUUGACCGGCUGCAGUCACUGAUCGCUCUGCUCUCACCACAACCUCAGAUGCCACCACCGGCUUCAUCGCUGAUCCUCAGCCUCGUGGUUGAGUUUGCAGUUUUCUGCCAACUGCCACUGAGGGCCGCGACAGACAUUUUGAAAACGGUGGUGGCUCAGCCUGGUCUGUCUGAAGAAGCAGCUUGUGUUCUCAGCUCACUUCAGCUCAGACUGAAUGAAGGAGGCUGCUCAUCAAGCGACAGAGUUCAGCUCAGGAUCAACCAUCUCCAAAACACAUUAACAGACGUGAAAGCAUAACAAACCACGCACACUGUCCCCAACAGGUGAGAGCACACACCCACAAACGGAGUCAGCCGCUCAGCAGCGAGCACAUCCUCACGCCAGCGUUUCGGAAAGCACUUUUACUGGAUGACAAGCUGUUGUGUAAAUGUGCUGCUCUGAUGACCGGAGUGUGUCGAACAACACAAAAAACAGAUUACUGUAUGUUGGGUGGAUACAGCUAUAGAGGCGCGCACGCACACACACACACACAUACACACUCGCACGCAUAACACAUCUAAAAGUUCCACAAGGACACUUGAACAGUGACAGAUCACCCUGUAAAGAAGCAGCAGCUCAUAUGUGUCAGCAUCCGCCCACUCACUGAAUUUUCUGUCAGCAUUAGUCUUUCACACACAGCCUGGAUGAAAGACAUAGGUUUGAAGGCAGGAAAAAAACAAACUGCAGCUUAUUUUUCUCCUAAAAAUUAUUCCUACCUGGAAAAUGUUCUCCAACAGUGCUGAGUAUAUUUUAAAGUGUUUGCUGAUUUUUUAAAUAAAAUAAAAAAAAUCAAA